UUGGCUUGAGUUUUGGUUGCGCGGUUGUACGUGUACAAGAAGCCCGGCUUAGUUCAGUCAGUGCUUACUGCUUAGCUCAGUUUCAGUUUCAGUCUCAGUGCCCCAAUCAGUCAGUGGUGGGAUUAAAUUUUAAAUAAAUUUUCAACAACUUUAAAAACUUCAGUUCGUCGUGGUUCUUCUUAACAUAAACACCGCACACCUCACUGGGUAUCGCGGUCUUUCGGUUCACAAAACUAAAUAUCUCGCGGAUAAAACAAUUACGAAAUAAUUAUAAGCUUAAUUUGUACCUUUAUUGUUUCAUAAGUGCAACUAAUUUUCGACAAAAUGCUUGAAACCGAAGUUAUUCACUCCACAAACCUAUCCAACGCCCCUGAUGAUGACUAUGAUCCGUACGUUUGCAAACUUAACCCUGAACUCAGAGCCGUUGCCAAAGAAGAACUCCACGAAGACGAUAAUAUCAGAAAACAAGCUUUAGCCCAAUUCCGUGAGUGGAUCUCCAAGCAUCCGAAUAUCAAAAAAUGUCGCACCGAUUCGAUCUUUCUACUUCGUUUCUUAAGAACCAAAAAGUUUUCCGUGCCUGCCGCUUGUGAAAUGUUAGAACGUUAUUUGACAAUUCGUCAGCUUUUCCCACAGUGGUUCACAAAAUUGGACAUUGAAGAUCCGGCAUUGAAUGAGAUUUUUGAAAAUGGCUAUUUGGUCCCUCUACCGGAACGUGAUGAAUUCGGGCGGCAGGUUAUUUUCUCGGUUGGUGGAAAAUUCGAUCCUUACAAAUAUACAUCGGUUCAAAUGGCUCGUAUACAUUCAUUGAUUUGUGAGGCUUUGUUGGAUGAUGAAGAAUCUCAGGUAGCUGGGUAUGUUUAUGUUAAUGAUGAAUCUGGAAUGAAUAUGGGAUUUGUAAGUCUGUGGUCAUUGACGGACUUGAGAAGUAUAUUGAAGUGUAUACAGAAUUCAACCCCAAUGAGGCACAAGGAGACACAUUUUAUCAACAUUCCACAUUAUGCUAAUCGGAUUAUUGAAUUGGCAGUAUCAAUGCUCAGUGAUAAAUUGAAGAAGAGAAUAAUGGUUCACAAAUCUGUAGAUGCCCUGAAAACAAAAAUCAAUCCAUCAAUUCUACCUCAAGAAUAUGGAGGCACUGUUCCUCUUGCUGAAAUGAUCAAACAAUUCAAAGAAAAACUAAUUCAAAAAAGAGCAGCGAUUUUGGCUUUAGACGAUAUGUAUAUUAAGGUUACAAAAGAUGCAGUUAAUUUUGCAGGCAAUGACAUUGGUGACAUUGAUUCUGGAGUUGUUGGGAGUUUCAGAAAGCUUGAAGUUGAUUAAAAAAAUUCAUAUUUUCAUGAUUUCCUUUUUUUAAAUGAGUUUAUAGUUUUUGUCUGUUAUGUAUUAAAUUUUAUUUUUAAAUUUUAAUUAAGCUUAUUAUGGUAAUUUACUAUUAAUAAUAAUAAAUUUUCGUGUUAAUAACAUUAUUUUAA
Molecule: messenger RNA, 1469 nt
Organism: Eupeodes corollae
Lineage: Eukaryota; Metazoa; Arthropoda; Insecta; Diptera; Syrphidae
Product: clavesin-1
Exons: 4
Coding region: 325-1317 (330 amino acids)
Cellular component (GO): membrane
Molecular function (GO): phosphatidylinositol bisphosphate binding
Source: RefSeq, a predicted model, not a curated record